AUGGGAACACGAUCAGACGCUAUUAUUCCUAUUACUUCCGCGUUUCAAAGUUGGCAAAAUGUCACGCCGUUCGAAUUUGAAAAAAUUGACGAUUAUUCCAUUCCCGAUGUAAGACUAAGUUUCUCUGGUGGCGCAUAUUUCCGAGAGAACCCACGCGAUGUGAGUUACUCAUCUCUUCAGACUCAGGGAAGGAUCUAUUUCAGGGACGACAUUCCUUGGGUGAUCGGAGCACAACCUCGGAAAAUGGACAUUGAAACAGUUGCUUUGCAUGAGAUAGGACACAUUCUUGGUCUUGAAGAUAGUAAUGUUCCUUCUGCCGUAAUGUAUCCAACUGCAUCAUGGGGAGUUACCAAAAGAAAUUUAGAUGAUGAUGAUAUUUCUGGAAUUAAGGCAUUGUACAAGUUUCCUUAG
Impatiens glandulifera is the source of this 411-nucleotide messenger RNA. Its product is annotated as metalloendoproteinase 4-MMP-like. The record is from RefSeq and is a predicted model, not a curated record. The transcript has 2 exons. Gene Ontology annotation, cellular component: extracellular matrix. Gene Ontology annotation, biological process: extracellular matrix organization; proteolysis; collagen catabolic process. The coding region runs from base 1 to 411 and encodes 136 amino acids. Lineage: Eukaryota; Viridiplantae; Streptophyta; Magnoliopsida; Ericales; Balsaminaceae. Gene Ontology annotation, molecular function: zinc ion binding; metalloendopeptidase activity.